Penicillium lagena is the source of this 1566-nucleotide messenger RNA. RefSeq names its product ubiquitin-specific protease UBP6. The record is from RefSeq and is a predicted model, not a curated record. Bases 1 to 1566 code for a protein of 521 amino acids. Gene Ontology annotation, molecular function: cysteine-type deubiquitinase activity; proteasome binding. Gene Ontology annotation, biological process: regulation of proteasomal protein catabolic process; protein deubiquitination; proteasome-mediated ubiquitin-dependent protein catabolic process. The transcript has a single exon. NCBI's taxonomy places the organism in Eukaryota, Fungi, Ascomycota, Eurotiomycetes, Eurotiales, Aspergillaceae.
AUGAUGGGCACGCCCUCCGGUGGCGCGGGGUCUGUCGAACUGGGGAAACCAAGGGAGGCCGUCCGGUUCUUGGAAGAUAUGACGGAGGCAGAGAUGGCUAAGCAGGAAGGUGCCACACCGGCCGGUUUGCAGAACCUGGGGAAUACCUGCUACCUCAACUCCACCCUGCAGACCCUACGCAGUGUCCCCGAACUUCAGCAGGAGCUUCUCAAAUACCAGUCAAGCUCUCAGCCCAGUCAGGCAGGGCUCUCCGACCUCAGCAGUUUUGGUCUGAGUGGAUUGAGCAGCUCGAAUGACCUGGCAGCCUCCCUGCGGGACCUGUUCAAGCAGAUGUCGGAAACGCAGGAGGGCAUUCCGCCACUGAUGUUCCUCAAUGCGCUACGUACGGUUUUCCCGCAAUUCGCCCAGCGGGAUCGCAAUGGUCAUGGAUAUGCCCAGCAGGACGCCGAAGAGGCGUGGUCGCAGAUCGUUAAUCAGCUGCGCACCAAAUUGACCAUCAGCGACGGCGAGGGGGAGUCCGCACGGAAGACUUCGUUUAUUGACAAAUAUCUCGCGGGCCGGUUUGACUCCUCCACUGAGUGUGACGAGGCGUCCGGCGAGGAACCGAGCAAGACCUCGGAUGUCUUCUACAAGCUUGAUUGCCACAUUGGCAAAGAGACCAACCAUCUCCAGGAUGGCAUUAUGGCCGGCCUGGAAGAACAGAUUGAGAAACAGUCGCCUUCCCUGGGGCGCAAUGCGGUUUACACGAAGCGCUCUCGCAUCUCCCGGCUGCCCAAGUACCUGACCGUGCAUUUUGUCCGAUUCUUCUGGAAGCGCGAGACCCAAAAGAAAGCCAAGAUCAUGCGCAAAGUGACCUUCCCGCACGAGUUGGAUAUCGUCGAGUUCUGUACCGAGGAGCUCCGGAAACAGCUCGUUCCCAUCCGCGACAAGGUGCGUGAGAUCCGCAAGGACGAGGUGGACGUGGAGCGUUCUCGCAAGCGGCAAAAGCUGGCGCAGCAGCAGGAAGAAACCCAGAAAAGGAACGAGGCCGAGUCCGGCGGCAGCAUGGAGAAGGAGCAGGAGCCGAUGCAGAAGAAGAAAGCCUCCGAGGAAACCAAAGCCAAGGCCGGCGACAAAGACGGUGACACCGCCAUGGCAGAGAGCUACAAAACCGACGCAGAAUAUGAGACCGAGAAGAUCGAGGCGAUCCGUAUUGCUAAGAAGGAGUUGUACGACCUCCUCGAGCAGCAGGGUAGCGCGGAUGGCACCAACCAGUCCGGUCUAUAUGAGCUCCGCGGCGUGAUCACCCACCAGGGCGCCAGUGCCGACAGCGGCCACUACACUGCAUACGUGAAGCAGAGCCGACCGUCGGCCGAUGCGCAGACGGGCAGCAAGCGCCGCGAGGAAGGGGAGGAGAAGUGGUGGUGGUUCAACGAUGAUAAGGUGACGGAGGUUGAGGCUGAGAAGAUCGAGACUCUGGCCGGCGGUGGUGAGUUAUUUUUUUGCCCUUUUGCUAAGUAUCUUGCUGACAAUAUUGCUUCCAGGCGAGUCCCACUCCGCGCUAAUCUUGCUGUAUCGUGCCAUUGA